CGGCGCAUCACCACCACCAUCACCACCCGUCUGCAGCAGCAGGUCAGGUGACCUCCUCACACCCCCACAGUACCAGUAUGCACCAGGACGGUAGGGGGACAGGAGGGGGGGGAGGAGGGAGCAGCGAGGGGGGACGAGGUGAAAAACAUGGACACAAUGCCUCUCCACUUCCUGUCACACAGGGAACACCACAUCAUCACCCCAUGGCGCCUAGCAAUGGAAACUUCCUCCACGGUUAUGGUGGUGGUGCGGACUGCGGCGUUAUGAACAAGCAGGGACACACCCAUCCAGACAUGAUGGGCCUAUCAGAGGGUGGGAGCUGCAAUGGGGGAGGGGUGAUGGGUGGUAGCUUCCUGGGGGGGCUGGGAUUACCCCCUGGGGUCAUUGUCAUGACGAUGGGGUCAGCAGGGGGUGGGAUUUCAGAUGCUGGUAGCGCCUUCCAGAUGACGGGCAGCCAACGGGUGUUAACGGACUGCCAGCAGCACGCAAACUCUUCCCCCUGCCCCUCUUCCUCCUCACCCUCAUCGUCAGGGGUGACGACAGGGGGCGUGGCCUUGUCUUCAUCUUCGUCUUCAUCAUCAGGGGUGGUAGCCAAGAGGAAGAGGAAGCGUUGCGGCGUGUGCGGGCCAUGCAGGCGGCUGAUUAACUGCGGCGUCUGCUCUUCCUGUCGCAACAGGAAGACGGGUCACCAGAUCUGCAAGUUCAGGAAGUGUGAGGAGCUGAAGAAGAAACCGGGGGGAGGAGGGGUGACCCUGGAGCGACCGCCAUCUGUUCCGACCGGCGAGGCGUUUCGUUGGUUCUUCUAGCCGUCCUUCCACCAGUCGCAGCUAGAGGCCUAACAGGAAGUCUCCAUUGUAUAUGGACACAAAUCAGGAUUGGAUGCAUUUGAAAAGGGACUAGAACUUCUCCAACUGCACCAGAUGCUUUGCAGCUGGAUUACAGUUUCAUGCUGUGUGGAUGACUAUUUAAGACUUUAAAUCCCACCUUACAGGGAAGCAGCUAGGAGGACAAAUGAGGAGGGGGCAGUUUGGUCACAGCCGAUAUGAACUGGCCAAUCACCAUGUGGUGAGAGGAUACUUUCCCUGAACUUGUUUGCAGGUAAAUGUUCACAGCAGCUCUUAAUAGACAAGCAGAGGUUGUCUAGAUGCUAACAAGCUAACUGGCUCGUAAUGCUACCAGUCUUUAUCGUUGCAUCUUGGUGCCACAGAACACUACGGUUAGCAGCUUCCAGUGUUCUGUUUUCUAAGCAUAUUGACAUCAGAGGUGCUCAGACAUGACCUGCCUCCAGAUGCUGUACCGUCACCCAAACUCCCCGUUUCAUUAAGUGAUUCUAACGAGUCUGCUGUCGUGCUCAUUAAUGGCUGUUACCACAGUCAGAGCUUUGUAUGUGCUAUUAAGAAUAGAGACAGAAACAGGAUGGGAACCAGUGCCAAAGCUUUGCAACAUUUGGUUUGAAACUGGUUUACUACGAUUGGCCAGAAUGGGCAGGUACUGGCUGUGUUUGUACUGGUGAAUCAGAGCAGGCCCCUCCCAGCUGAGAUGUCUCACCACAAGCCAGGUGUGCCGUGUUCAGGUCUUAUUUGACACCAUUAUUGGCAGAGAUGUCCUGAGCCAAGGAUCAGUAUUAGAUCAAAUAAAGCCGAUUAACAUCGGAGCCUUUCGCUGCAGCACCAGCAGGCCGAGGGGGACACCCUGCUAAAGGAGCCAGGCGCUACAGUGGCAGCGUUUUGCUCAUAUAUGCAAAGUGUGUGACACCUGUAGUGGC
This is a messenger RNA of Monopterus albus (swamp eel), 1765 nucleotides long. Its product is annotated as CXXC-type zinc finger protein 4-like. Gene Ontology annotation, cellular component: nucleus. Bases 78 to 806 code for a protein of 242 amino acids. The record is from RefSeq and is a predicted model, not a curated record. Lineage: Eukaryota; Metazoa; Chordata; Actinopteri; Synbranchiformes; Synbranchidae. The transcript has 2 exons. Gene Ontology annotation, molecular function: zinc ion binding; methyl-CpG binding.